GUAAAAGAAAAAGAAGAGAGGCGUCACUGGGACCUCAUGCUCUCUCCAGGAAAAGCAGUCUUGCAUUGUAACAGUACAAACUGCAAAAGUACUGUAGAUUUACAGUGUAGAUUUACACAGAGAGAGAGAGAGAGAGAGUUGCAUUGUAACAGUACAAACUACAAAAGUACUGUAGAUUUACAGAGAGAGAGAGAGAGAGAGAGAGAGAGAGAGAGAGAGAGAUCUGAGCUUGUGUCGGGGGGCGGAACGGGUCGGAUCUAGCUCGUCAAAGAUGAACGCGAUCGACACAAAGCUUCAUCAAAGCCUCGCUCAAUCUGGAGCUUCAUCGAAGCUCAUCGACUGAAAAAGCUGCACGAUCGAGUCAAUUUAGAUUUGAACCCUGGAGUGGCCUCCGUACACUGGAGUGUGACAUUUUUCUGGAGUAGUUUGGUAUUGAAUUUCUGGCAAACAAUUAUUCUUAUCCCGGUUUGGAUUUGUUAAACUAACUAAAGAGGAGUAUCGAAGCUAAUUGUAGAUAUAGAGGGCUGGAGCGUGAAAACCCUUUUGCUGCUCGGUUUCCUAGUGGGUUUUAGACCUAGAAAUAGAUUGAAGUUGUUGGAACUUGGAAGAUACAAGAGUUUUGAGUAACCUGAUGUUUCAACUCUGUAGCUUGAAUUCUUAGAAGAAAGACAAUGGGAGACACUAUAUCUUUGUUCAGAGAAUAGAAAAGAGAGAGAAAUCAAUGGAAGACUGGUCAAAGUAUGCCCACAGUCCUGCUCAUUUGGCCGUUGCACGCCGUGACUAUUCUUCCCUAAGAAAACUCGUUGCCAGUAUCCCUCGGCUUGCAAAGGCCGGUGAGGUUAAUACCGAAGAAGAAUCUCUCGCUGCGGAGCUUCAAGCUGAAGCCGUAUCUGCAGUUAUUGACCGGAGGGAUGUUCCGGAGCGUGAGACCCCUCUGCAUCUUGCGGUGCGCCUAAGGGAUCCUACCUCUGCUGAGAUUUUGAUGGCAGCAGGUGCUGACUGGAGUUUACAGAACGAGAAUGGCUGGAGCGCUCUCCAAGAAGCAGUUUGUGCCAGAGAGGAAAACAUUGCUAUGAUCAUUGCAAGGCAUUAUCAGCCUCUUGCUUGGGCCAAGUGGUGCCGUAGGCUCCCUCGCAUUGUUGCUUCUGCUUCUCGAAUUCGCGAUUUCUACAUGGAGAUAACUUUCCAUUUUGAGAGCUCUGUCAUUCCGUUCAUUGGCCGGAUUGCACCAUCGGACACUUACCGAAUUUGGAAGCGUGGGUCCAACCUUCGCGCUGAUAUGACCCUUGCCGGGUUUGAUGGGUUCCGAAUCCAACGGUCUGAUCAGACUUUCCUUUUCCUUGGGGAAGGGUAUUCUUCUGAGGAUGGGAAUGUAUCGGUGCCUCCUGGUUCUCUGAUCGUGCUUGCUCAUAAAGAGAGAGAAAUCACAAAUGCUUUGGAGGGAGCCGGUGUGCAACCGACUGAAGCCGAAGUUGCACAUGAAGUGGCCUUGAUGUCGCGUACUAACAUGUAUAGGCCUGGUAUUGACGUUACUCAGGCGGAGCUGGUUCCCCACCUGAAUUGGAGGCGGCAGGAGAGGACGGAGGCGGUUGGAUAUUGGAGGGCUAAGGUUUAUGAUAUGCUUCAUGUGAUGGUGAGCGUUAAAUCAAGGCGGGUCCCCGGUGCUAUGACAGAUGAGGAGCUUUUUUCUGUGGAUGAUGAUGAACGGAUAGGAAAUGGAGGGGAGUAUGAUGAGGUAUUGACGGCUGAAGAAAGAAUGCAGUUGGAUUCUGCACUUAAAAUGGGAAACUCGGAUGUUCAUUGUGAGGACGAGGAACACGGGGUUCACGAUUUCCGUGAAGAUGGCGAUGGAGUUUCGUUUGAAAGUUCUGAAUCUAAUGGUGCUAUGAAAGAGAAGAAGUCUUGGUUCGGUUGGAACAAGAAAGGUUCAAAACAUGGAGGUGAUGGUCCUGAGGAUUCAAAAGUCUUGAAGAAGUUCUCUAAGUUGGCCACAGAAGGUAAUAACCAGAAAGACAAUGAUAAUCAGAGAUUACCUUCUGACAUUACCAAGGACGACAAAGAUAAAGGGAUCAAGAAGAAAAAGAAGAAAGGAUCCACCAGUGAGUCCAAGACUGAGAGUGAGUUUAAAAAGGGUUUAAGGCCUGUUUUGUGGCUGACCUCAGAUUUCCCUUUGAAGACAGAAGAGCUCUUGCCUUUACUGGACAUUUUAGCAAACAAAGUGAAAGCUAUCAGGAGACUGAGGGAGCUUUUAACUACAAAACUUCCUCCUGGCACGUUUCCUGUUAAGGUUGCUAUCCCCAUUGUUCCAACCAUUAGGGUUCUAGUCACUUUUACCAAGUUUGAGGAGCUUAAGCCAAUGGAGGAAUUCUCAACCCCUCUCUCUAGCCCUGUGCACUAUGAAGAUGCCAAAUCCCAUAAGGAAACUGAGGGGUCCACAUCGUGGAUCUCGUGGAUGAGAGGGAGCCAUGGUGGGCAAUCAAGUGACAGUGAAGGCCGUAGCUUCAGGGAUGAAACUGACCCUUUCCACAUACCAUCUGACUAUGCGUGGGUUGAUGCCAAUGAGAAGAAGCGUCGGAUGAAAGCCAAGAAAGCUAAAAGCAAGAAAAAUAGGAAACAAACAGCUGGUAAAAGCGGGGAUCGCGUACGUCAAGUGAGCGAGGAUUUGGAAGAGUAGCAGGUGCAUAAUAUCUGCGUAAAUCUAGAAGUGAGGUAAAGACUAUUAGUUAUUGGGUGAUUGUUUCUUGCUUACAAAUAUCUCUCUCCUUUAAUUGUCGUAUUCUUCCAUGUUAUCCUUUGUUUUUUUGAUUGUCUCAUCUAUGUUCUUGAUGCUCUUAAGACCUUGUGUAUCUAUAUUUGUUGAUUAUUCAUUCUAUACUCCUUAUUGGCUUGUGGCAA
This is a messenger RNA of Rhododendron vialii, 2895 nucleotides long. RefSeq lists its product as uncharacterized. NCBI's taxonomy places the organism in Eukaryota, Viridiplantae, Streptophyta, Magnoliopsida, Ericales, Ericaceae. Gene Ontology annotation, molecular function: protein binding. The transcript has 3 exons. Gene Ontology annotation, cellular component: cytoplasm. The record is from RefSeq and is a predicted model, not a curated record. Bases 722 to 2674 code for a protein of 650 amino acids.